AUGAUUCGCAGUUGCCCCCUCCUCAAUGAAAUUCGGCUUGCUCGAGAAAUUAAAGACUUAACUAUAGAGGUAUGUGUUCUAACUAUUAUCUCUCUUUAAGCGGACAUUUGCUUGUGUUUUAGGUGAAGGAUAACAGCCGGCUCCACGCCCACAGGAUAAUACUAGCGGCUCGUAUCCCUUCUUUGCGAGCAGAACUCAGUGACCCUCUACAGGAGAAGAAGUCGAUCGUAAGAUGGCCAAGAGUCCCUCUGAGGUACAAGCUUCAUUCCUAGUCUGACUUUGCUAACUGGUGAUACAUUUUCCAGCAUAGCAACUGCGUUCCUAAAUUACAUUUACACCGGUCAGAUAGAGAUUACGCAAACAAACGCUAAGGGAUUGGUUAUGUUUGCAAAAAUGGUGGGGAUUCCAGCAAUAGAGUAUUGCGGAGCGGAAUUUAUGGGCGAGAGGUAAGCAUUCUCCACAUAAAAAUGCCUAACUGCCCGAUCUAAAGCCUCAGUUUAGAUAAUGUGGCGGUCACAUGGGACUUUGCCAGGUCUGUGAAUAGCGAAUUGCUGACGAACAAGUGCAUCAGCUUUAUGAUAACCAACUUUGAGAGCUUUGUGCACAGGGAUCCGUUUAUUUCGUUGUCAGCGGACGCUGUGCUCACGUUGCUUCGAUGUGAUAAUCUGGCAGUGAAUUCCGAGGAAGAAGUGUUUGCGGCCAUUUCAAGAUGGGUGUGUUCUGCCUGUAGAGAGGCCAAUAAUGAGAGGCUUAAUUUGCAUGCUCCCCUGAUGCUGAGGGAGGUUCGAUGGCUCCAGACGACUAGACAAUUCCGCAGCCGUCUAGGCAAUAGUCAUCCAAUGUUUCAAAAUAGUCUCGAAUGUGCGUAAGUUCAUGCUUCUCAGCCCCGUUAUUAUCUUAUGAAAGUCGACUUAUGCUUCAGAUUGAGCAGUGGAUUGGCGCGGAGGAAAAGGAAAAGCCUCCGUGUCCUUUUAAUCGACGUUUGAGACCUCCGCCAUUUUUCGUUUUUGGGUGGGAUGGACAAAACGGGCCGUCUGUCCUUGGCUUCGAUUCUGACCUGCAGAAGGGAGACAGAGUUGCUCAUAUGGAAUGGCGACCAUGGGCUUCCUACAGUUUGGUGGGCGGUGAGUUACCUGCGAGUUACGCGGCUUCUUCCCCAUUUUUUCAUCCAUUUAAAAAGUGCGUGCAGUUUUUCGGAAAAGAGACACGUUCUUUUCCUAGCAGAAUUAGCACCACAUAAUGAAUAACCCUGUAGUGAUAUGCCCUUCCAAAUCGCAAUUUAUAUUUUUUAGAUCCUAGCAAUUCUGAUGGAAUUUAAUACACUUGAAGCAAAUCCAGAUAAUGAUAGAUGUUUGGCCAGAAUUUAAAGCCCAUUUCCGCUUAUUUCAGUUCAGCAUUGAAAGUUCGGACUCCCUAUUUCUAAGGAACAACAGAAUUAUGUCGAAAAGGUAGAAACGGAAACACAAAACAACUACCGUGGGAUUACCAAAACUGGACAGAUAAACGAAUUAUUCGUAGUGCUUGGAACGUUGGCAGUAUUCAGUCCGUUGUGCAGUAGUCAAUCUACUAAUGAUUGUGUCACAAAAGAUUUGCUACGAUUUAGGUUAUCUGCAGACGCCAGAGUGAAUAUCAUUAUUCUCGUGCAAUAAAUUCGGGUAAUAAUAAAAUUAAGGAAAGCAAACGUUGCCUCAAUACAGACAGAAGUAUUAUGACUGUAAUACACUUUUCGAACGGAACGUCAAGACGAUAUAUGUCGGGUGACAUUAUGAUAUAUAACAGUAUAACAGUAUAUAUAACAGUAUAUAACAAUAUAUAUAACAGUAUAAUGAGUUGGAGAAGAACUUUUGUGUGUCCAGCCUGGCGCCAGUCACAUGUAAACGGCAGCGGUCUUGACCGCGCAUGAUACAGACUGAUUGAAACAGGUCGAACCCUAGCUGUCUGUAACUCAAAAUAAAAUGCCGAGAUUAAAUAAUCGUGUUUCGUUGGUUAGUAACCCAUGCUUACUGACACUUUUGGUUGCCCGCCAUCGAAAUUCCUGACGGAUACUGAGGUUUUUGGCGGCAUAGGGUUUUCACGCUUUCAUAUCAAAACUCAACUGCGGCCACAUAAACGUACGAAUGACGUCGGCGAAGCUUUCUCCCAUUAAACAAAAAGAAAGCCCGCUUUCGAAGGUUCAGGACUGAUAGCCCGGAUAUGGCUACAGUUAAACACUGCAACGACGGUUAAGGUGAUGCCGUGAACCACAAACCUAAUUCUUUCUGUACAUCAAAUUCCUGCAAUUUAACGCCCUUUAGGUUUGCAGCUUUGGUUUCACCGACCCGCAGAAUGCUAUAGUUAGUCGCAUUAAAAUACAAAAGUCAGUCCUACGAUUAUCUUUCAAGCUGGUUCUUGUUUGCCUGCCAAUGCUUUUCGUCUAAGUCACUUCGGACGAUGCUCCCAAUAUAACCUCAUCAAAAACCAUUGAGCGACAUUGGAAUUCAGUUCACUGACGAAGUAGUUGACGUGAAUCAUGAAGAGGGCAGGACCAAAUACGGUGCCUUAAGGAACACCGCCCUCAACCGCUACCUCUGCCGUCAUGAAAAAAUUGAGAGCGACCGACGAAGAAGCUCGGAAUCUACCUCAGGGGAAAUAGUCCGAGUGCCUAUUCGGAUCUAUCUGUACAGCAGCCGCUGAUUUGAACAUUAUCGAAUGCGUUAUUGAAGUCAGAAUAUGCUGCAUGCAGUGCAUUCUGUCCAUCAUUUACCUUGAACCAGCCUUCUAAACAGUAUAACAGUUUUUUAAACAUGAUCUGCUUCUUAGUAAUCUGUGAUGGGAACCGCAUAGCAGAUUAUUCUGCUCUAGUAAGCGCAUUAUCCUUCGCCUUAUGAUAUUUUCCGUUAUUUUACAGCAGAUUAAGUGAGAUCAAUUAGUCCGCAGUUAGUCGCUGAGAACUUGCCAACACCAUGCAGUAGUUCAGCCCGUGUAGAUUUUUAGUCGGGAGGUAAAAAGCCUCCUUUGAAUGAAGUUUGGAGGAGCAUUGACAGCGGUUCGGAUAGUUCUUUGGGGAGCGGCAAUUUGGCGUUAAGUCAUCUGGCUCAGAUAACAUUCGCUCCUGCAGCGUCCGGUGUCCUUUGCGAACUAUGUUUUUCGGUGAAGGAAGCAACUUCAAUCGUCGGACCUUUCAAAGAGUCACAUUCGGGAGGAAUAAAUGGGCUUUCUCAUGCCCUCUUCUAAUGGAAUGUUAAUGUUUCUCUUUCAGUAAGAUCUGCUGUUUUGAGGAACAAAUUUACGUUUUUUGACAAUGUUGUCAAGUAGUAUUUUGUUAAUUUUUUGCCAGUUUUUAUCACUUUUGACAGUUAUUUAAAACAACUCUGCAAUUAGCCUUUUGUAUGCAUUAAUGCAUUACUUUUUUACCACCCGGUAGAGAGAAUUUUUGUAGUUGGGGGUGGAGAACCAUUUGGCUCAAACGCUGUAAACGAAUUUCUAAUAAAAGAACGUCGCUGGUGCAAACGGGCGCCGCUCGCAAAUAGACGCCGUUGGCAUGCAGCCGCAGUGUUUCAGGUUGAUGACAGCGUAGAAGGAAAGAAGGUGUUUAUUGGCGUGUUUGGUGGAUGGAGUUAUAGAGGACGUCUCUCCUCUUGCGAGGCCUAUGACGUUAAUCAAGACAGGUGAGAAGACACUGCCGGUGGAUUGUUGUUAUCUUUUUGCAAAAGUUGUUCUUCUUCGCCCUCUCACCUCUUCCAUGCACAACCACGCACAACAUAGGUGGUUCAAACUGCCGAAUAUGCGGGAAAAACGGGACGAACCAGCCGCUGCCUGCCUCCCCGGCGAUAGCCGCAUCUUCGUUUUUGGCGGUCAAACUGACUCCUCUCAAAUCCUUGCAUCCGUGGAGUUCUGUCAUUUGCGUGCGAACUGGCGAGGGCAGGCAAUGUCGGCGGACCUUUGGCAGCCAGCUGCCCCAAUGAGAACUGCGCGAGGCGGGUUCACAGCGACACAUUUUCGGGGAGCAAUCCUGGUCGCUGGUGGCUGUGGUGUUGAUGGAAAAAUACUAAACUCAGUGGAAAUGUUUACAGCGCCAGACUUCAGGUGCCAGCUCGGCCAAUGGACAGAGCUGGCCGGCAUGAAGGAGCCUCGCUGGCAUUUCGUUCUUCUCACCUGCGCGGACGCGGUUUUUGCUCUCGGUAAUCUCGAUUUUUCAUAUGCAAAUGGGCAUAAGAGCCAGGAAUAUCAUAAAUGCUGUGUUUUCACUGAUUUGGCCUAUUUUUUGAGCAUAUAAUUAAAAAUUGAUCUUUAUUAAUAUUUAUUAAAAUUUGUAGGCAACGAUUACGAAAGAAAUAACACUGUGGAGACUUUAACUGCACCAGAAGGUUCAGCUGACGUCAGCAAUAACUUGAAAGCCUGGACCUGGUCGUUGAAAAAUCCACUCGAAACGCUUGACUCCAUUGCUGGAGCUGUAGUCAUUCGCAGAUAAACAGUUGCAUUAUAUGUUGAUGACCCUACGUUCCUUCCAUUGGCUACAAGUUAUAAAUAAACGGUUUGCAAGUAACACUGUCUCACCUCUAUUAUUUGAAAAGAUCAGAAAGAUCUGUGGCACACAAUAUCCUGAGUGGCCGGUAAGAGGUCCGUUUUAUUGCUACAAAUGGAAUAGGCGUUUUCCCACCGUAAAAAAAUGAAGCAUCCUGAUAUAUUCGAAUGAAAAACUUUUGUAAAACCACAAACCAAGGGUAUGUGUGUUAUUGUGAACGCUACAUCUGCUGCUUAGUUAAAACGUAGGGUUGUAGGGGCCACGGUUUAUUUUAGAACUAUAAAAGUGAUGGAUGCCAAGUGUGUCUGGACACAAUCCCAUGAAAGUGGUUCACUGACCGAUUGAUUCAAAAUGUUGCACAUAUGGAACGCAUGCGUGCUGGGCACGUAUCCACAGGCAUUGGCAGGCGAGCGCCCUGAACAUAGAGGUGUGCAUGGGUUUUACCUUUUAACACGACCACACAGUCACAAGAUGUGAUAUUUUCAGCAUCCAUGUCACGUGUUUGCAGUCGGCUCAAUCCUUUCUUGAACAGUCACGUCGGUUCCCUUAUUUUUGCAAUUUUGUAAUUAAGGUUAUUGAUUACCGUUUAUCAGAUCCGACGCGUAUACUGUUAGAGCAAUUUUGUGGUUGGCAACACACUAAACAUUGAGGCAAAUGCGACGAUUUGUUAUGACACACCAGCUCGCCUGAAAGGACAUGACCGAGCAGCAAACUUAAAGGGAGCACACGUCCACGCACGUGCGUGAUUGAGCUGCACUUUCGAAGCUAUUGGUUACAAGUGAUCCAAUAAUUUCCACGUUCUUGGAUUAUAUAUUUAAUGAAAGAUUGUUCUCCAUCAUAAUCGGUUAGUGGUAGACGAUUAUGCCGACCCAUAUUAAACCUUCCAAAUACUCCGUCCAGUCGGCGAACACAAAUGCGUUUUCUAUUUGACCUCAAACCGGACUGAGUUUUUUUACUUGAAGAUAAACAAAGGCAUGAGCAUUGCAUUGGUCUGGCGAUAUUCUUCAUUUUUCGGCGCCAAAGUUUAAAGCGACAGUUGAAGCGACGCACUAUCAAGACCACGUGUAAGGCGAGUCUGCCAUGUGCUACUGGCAUUGCCUCUUAGACUUAUCCGUUAGACAUGCUUCUUGAUUUUGCGUACGCAAACUGACCUCAUAGCCGCAUUCGCCCUCCUACAAACGAAGGUUGUUUAGCUGAGUCAAAACGUUGUUGCGUAUCCGAGCGCAUGGCCAACACAUCAACCCGUCAAAACUAGCUGUGUUCAUUUGCUGAGUGCCACCCAGUUAAAUGGAAAGAGAGCAUUACCCAGCUUAGGCAGGAGUGUGAAUUGUUAUUUAUACAAUAGCAUUUAGAAAACCUAUUUUUCUUCAGCAAUGGCAGACAUGAGCCACAUUGGCUUGCGGUACGACAAUACCGUAAUUAAUUGUUCAUUUGUGGCAAAACCCUGUAAGGCCGUGUCUCCAUCGCGAUAAAUUCAUCAGAACUGCUUGACAGCAAAUUUGCGGAACAUGUUAGUUUUGUCCUUAACCCUACUUACCUCCUAGCUCUAACGUGCCUGUAUCUUGCAUUACCACCUAGAUUUAAAACUCUACGGUUAUUUCGCGUAAAUGAGCUACAAAAAUAUGCUGCAACCUGCGUCUUCCAUAUUAUCGUUUAAUCCCCAUAUUUCUCGUUGGUCAUUUUUGUGUCGUCCCUGCUGAGUAUUCCAAGUAUUGAAUCUUCUCGAGAGUUCUGUUCGGUAGAACAUCGCAAGUUCACACGAAUUAUAUCAGUUGUAUUUUACAAAAUAAAUGCUCGAAUAUUGUCUUCGUCAGUCAGUUAUUAAAAACCCAUGAUAUGCUGCGCGCAUGCCUGAUGCGAAUUUCCCAAUCAUGAAUACCUGCGCACCUGAUGAGAUUAAAUCGAUCGCGCUCGAUGCUUGGCGCAAAACUAAUCGCAGUGCGAGCAUGUAUCUUUUGCUAACUGGCGGAGCACUGAAUGCGAGAAGAAGCGCACCUCGAUGGCCUUGGCAGAAGGUCAUCAAACCGAACCAAUCGCGGCAGCAUGGACAAACAACGCGUUUGCACGAUCACGAUACAUCGUCCAUACUUACCAGUUAGCUUUCACAUCCAUCGGGUCUGAUGAGGUUACUGCUGCAUGACUGUCAGUUUAGUGCGCCUAUGUUGCAUGUGACCUCGUUUUGAGUUUUUGGCAUCGAUAUUUCCUUCAUAGGCAGCAUCAGUAGUUAAAUUAUUGUAAACCUGAGUCUUACUAAUUUCAAUCAACAGACGAAUUUUGUGAAAAGUGUAUCUUGAAAGAACGACUAGAGAGCAUUUAGAGGCAGUGGACAUAUGGUUGUUGUCCUGACGGAGCAUGAGUAGCGCUGAAAUAUCCAUCUCUACCAGGCAAACCAUUUCAAUAACAAGAUCUUAACUCGCACUGUGUAGAGGUACAGACAUAUACUAGGACCAAAUCUUCCAUGCCAAAUAUUUCAUUAAUUCGUAAAUGAAUCAGGUUAUGUUUGUUCAUCUGAUAAAUACAUUAUUUGACUCUAGAAUGAAAGUGGUGGCCUAAACACGUCUUCUCAUUCGUCUAGAGGCGGGCGUCCGUGUGUAAGUCUGCUAGACAUAUUUGCACAGUGAUUUGCUUAACCAUUUUUGUUAUAUUGAUUGGUAUUUUAGAGCCUAUAUCAAGUUUACAAAAUCAAAUUGGACUUCUCCUCCCAAGAAGUACACACUUCUUCCACGUAUGGUGUAAAUCCUCCGCAAACUUAUGCCAAGAUUCCGUCGCAAAUAGUGGCCUUUCCUUUGUAUUUUUGCUUGAAAUCACCAAAUUACCGGUUUUAAUAUCUCCUUGUCCUUAUUUUCCAACGACCACUCACGCUAAUUGCGUAGUUUUGACAAUCGUGUAUGCGAAAAGCUAACUAUCAAGGCAAGCUUCAUUGUAUCGUGUCGGUUUCAAUGCUGGCUUAGAGCAUUUAUCUUUAUUUCAACUGUAGACUAAGGAGACUGACCUUAAAAUAAUCUGUGUUCUCGCAUCCGGACUUAUUAUUUAUUAUGACCGCAUGGUACUCUCCUAUCAUUGACAUAAAAUAAUGUGGUGUUCGCCCAGCUGUUUUUCUUGCAGGCUGUAAAAACAGCAGGACAAUUUUGAGUAUCACAAAACUGGAAAAUAACCGCAUCGCAGUUACCAGGUGAAGACUAAGGAAAAAUAUAUCUAAAGUCAGAUAUAAAGGAAAUGGUAUGAUGGACCAUGAGCGACGAAGCUGGUAGGCUUUCCAACCAGGUGGAAUGAUUUAUUGCGAGGAAAACUGCAAGAAUUAUUGCAGAGGCCUUUGUUAAUCCCGUACCUCAAGCUGCACAGUAAAUAAAUAUAAGAUGAUUUCUUCUCUUUACACACAGCGCAGAUUUUUUUUGGUAAAUCAUCAUUCAUGCCAUAAGGGUCCUAAAAAUUCAUCAGAACAGUCUACCAAACUGAAACCUUUAUGACUCGAACGUGCCUGAUCGAGAAAUCAUUGGGCCAUUUUCCGAAAGUGCUCAAUAAGAGGAGAGCUGUCAAUUUUAACAGGUGUGUGGUAGUCAAGAGGCUGAAGUAUAUGCAUUCUACACUUAGUGUGUACCUGUAACAUUUAUAUGUUACCGCCCUUAAGAUUGCAUGAACCUGAAAUCUCACGAGCACACUGUUCUUUACCUAGUUCUCUUCGCAUUUUAAUGGCGCUUUAUCGGAGUAAGUUAUAGCGUUCCUUAUAAAAAUUCGUAUCUGCAAUGAAGCGGCUUCAAACUCCAUGGCGAAAUGUAGUUUAAACAGUCAUUUUUGAACUCGACAUUUUGAAUUUACAAGUCACUAUUUAAGUUGAAAUUAAAUGCAGUGUAUGCAAUAUAAGUAGUAAAAUGUGCUAAGACAUAACUUAUGCUGUGUGGCUUAAUUAUAGGGCCUAUAUGAAAAGAAACUUGAUUAAGAAACAUUGCUGACGAAGAGAAAGGCGACUUAAACGGUCAUUUCUGACUUAUUGGCCGUCAUCUGUAGGUUCCAUUUGUUGACCAAGUCACAUCUAAUGACCCUGUCCUAAUGCAACAGGAAGCCAUUUCAAAGCACUUCAAUGCAUGCCAUAAGGAUGUCCACCUAGAGGAAUCUUCUUUUUUCUUUUGCUACAAUGGUUAACUUUUUGUAGCUGCCGCGAAUACUUGCAGAACUCACUGGUUUUCCGGUGAUACCGAGGCCAACCAACUUGUGUUAAUAACCGCUUGGUCAAAAAUAGCUGUGUCCUUUUAACUACUGCCCAAGACGACGGUACUAUCAGCGAUCCGUUUUACACUCAUUGUUCGCUUUCCUUUAGUGUUCCUGGACAGUGCCCAGUGACAGUUUUGAUUUGAUGCGUGCUGAAGUGGAUUCAAUAAGAUAUCAAAUCCAGAAGGUCUUCUUUACCCAGUACAAAAGACCAUAUCUUUAA
Spirometra erinaceieuropaei is the source of this 8933-nucleotide messenger RNA. NCBI's taxonomy places the organism in Eukaryota, Metazoa, Platyhelminthes, Cestoda, Diphyllobothriidea, Diphyllobothriidae. The record is from the annotation of a GenBank genome assembly.